AUUUGGCAACGUCAACAUUUCCCGUAAUUGUAUGUCAAAUAUUGGCAACAUCCUGUUCAACAUCUGAACGAAGUUGUGCUAACUCGGUAUUUCAUUUUGAGAGAAUUGCUUUUUUAAAGUAUAUUUAAAGGCGUAUUUGAUCAUUUAUUUAUAUUCAUAAUGUCUACAGAAGUGCAAGAACAAGAAAAUUGCGCAAGUAAUGUGGAAGAGGUAGUGCCACCUGAAAUGCUCAUUAAGCAUCCUCUACAGAACGAGUGGUCCUUAUGGUUCUAUAAAAAUGACAGAACCAAGUCAUGGGAAGAAAAUUUGAUGGAGAUUGUGAUAAUUAAUACUGUGGAGGAUUUCUGGGCAUUAUAUAACCAUUUGGAAGUUGUAAGCAAGAUUCCUUUAGGCUGUGAUUAUGCCAUGUUUAAACAUGGCAUUAAACCUAUGUGGGAAGAUGCGAGAAAUAAACAAGGUGGCCGGUGGCUACUGAAUUUGCAGAAAUCUCAAAGAAAUACCGAGUUAAAUAACUAUUGGCUUGAAAUACUUUUAUGCAUGAUUGGAGAAGCUUUUGAUAUAGCAAGUGAUGAUGUCAAUGGUUCCGUUGUGCAGAUAAGAAAUAAAGGUGAUAAACUUGCCGUAUGGACCGCAGACGUUAAACAUUAUGAUGCUAUAAUGCAGAUUGGUAAAACUAUUAAAGAACGAUUGAAUUUGCAUCCUAGGACUUCUAUAUUAUAUGAAGCGCAUGCGGAUACUCAAAUUAAAACGGGGUCGGUAGCAAAAUGUAGAUACACCCUUUGAUUAAGAAGUCAUUAGAUGAUUGCAUUUGUAAUGUUUCAGACCGUUUUGGUGCGUAUUUAUUGAAGGUAAUUGUGUAUAAGAAAGAAACAGCUUUUGUUGAUGAAAUUUUUUAAGGUAACAGUGACAUGUCACUGUUUUGUUCUACAUUAUUGAUUCGUUUUAAUGCUUGCAUUUCAUUUUGCAUCCUGGUUUUGCACUCUUUAAUUUUAGGGCAGAGGUGGAAAAAUCACCUAGUACAUAAUUUUGGUUCAUUUGCUUUAUUGUAAGUUAUAUUGAGUUGCAUAAUGUAUGAUUCUUUUUUAUGGCUUUAUAAAUUAAAUUUUUAUGAAAAUGUAAAAUACUCUUAUUUUUUAUUCAUAUAAAAUUGUGCAUGAAGUUGUCUUGAAUGUUUGAUUACAUUUAUUUAUUAAUAUCAUAAUCAACAUGUAUUUGUUCUGAUUUGUUUGAAUUUAGGCUUAGAUAGUACUCUUGAUUGAUAUUUAAUUCAUUGUUCUUUUUUGUUUCUUAUAUCUGUUUUGGUAUGAU
Argiope bruennichi is the source of this 1308-nucleotide messenger RNA. RefSeq names its product eukaryotic translation initiation factor 4E-like. The transcript has a single exon. NCBI's taxonomy places the organism in Eukaryota, Metazoa, Arthropoda, Arachnida, Araneae, Araneidae. Gene Ontology annotation, molecular function: translation initiation factor activity; RNA 7-methylguanosine cap binding. Gene Ontology annotation, biological process: translational initiation. The coding region runs from base 160 to 783 and encodes 207 amino acids. The record is from RefSeq and is a predicted model, not a curated record. Gene Ontology annotation, cellular component: eukaryotic translation initiation factor 4F complex; cytoplasm.